Messenger RNA from Desarmillaria tabescens, 249 nucleotides. RefSeq lists its product as uncharacterized. The transcript has 3 exons. The record is from RefSeq and is a predicted model, not a curated record. Lineage: Eukaryota; Fungi; Basidiomycota; Agaricomycetes; Agaricales; Physalacriaceae. The coding region runs from base 1 to 249 and encodes 82 amino acids.
AUGGCGGCCAUGUCAGAACUCUCCGUAUUCAGCACGGACCGUACCGUUCUAUCCACAGCGGGCACAAAUACUGUUCAAGUCGAAAAACUGCCUCCUGAGACCACUCAACAUUUCGACCGUGACCCAGAAACUAACAAGCUGCUCUGGUUUGCUUCGGCCCCCAUGAAUGUAACGUCAGCUCCGACUCCAAAGUAUAGUCUGGCAUAUCUGCAUUUCCUGUCAAUGAAGCGAAGAAAGGACUCAGCGUGA